This is a messenger RNA of Malurus melanocephalus (red-backed fairy wren), 4163 nucleotides long. It is a transcript of the gene BACE2, whose product is annotated as beta-secretase 2. The transcript is spliced from 9 exons. Lineage: Eukaryota; Metazoa; Chordata; Aves; Passeriformes; Maluridae. Gene Ontology annotation, cellular component: membrane; endosome; trans-Golgi network. The record is from RefSeq and is a predicted model, not a curated record. Gene Ontology annotation, biological process: amyloid-beta metabolic process; membrane protein ectodomain proteolysis. The coding region runs from base 276 to 1835 and encodes 519 amino acids. Gene Ontology annotation, molecular function: aspartic-type endopeptidase activity.
UUCUCCCGUGGGCGCUGGGUCGGAGCAAUUGUCCCGCACGGCCCCCCGAGCUCCGAGMGCUCCGCUGCCCGGGGGCCGUGCGGGAGAAACGCGAGGAGGAGCUCGCUUCGGGGGAGGGGGAGAUGGAGCCGGGGCGUGGGUAAGCCGCUCCCUUCUUCUUCCUCCUCCUCCUCCUCCUCCCCCCUCGGCUGCUCCCGUCUGGCAGCCAGGCGGCCGCUGCCUCCGGCCGGAGCCGCCGCUCGGGAAGGGACUCCCGGCCCCGCGCUGCCGCCGGGAUGGGGACGGCGCUGGCGGCUCCCGGAUUGCUGCUGCUGCUGCUGCUCCUGGCCGGCACGGCGGGGCUCUGCCGGGCGCUCUUCUCCCUCCCGCUCCGCGUGUCCCACCCCGCCGCCCCCGCCGGCUCUCCGCCCGCCCCGGUGGUGCUGCGGCCGGGCAGCGGGCAGCAGGAUCCCCCCGGAGCUGCGGACGGCUUGGCCUUGGCCUCGGAUCCCGGCGGCACCCUCAACUUUUUAGCCAUGGUGGAGAACCUUCAGGGCGACUCCGGCCGCGGCUACUACCUGGAGAUGCUGAUCGGGACCCCGCCGCAGGCGUUAAAUAUUCUGGUUGACACUGGGAGCAGUAAUUUUGCUGUAGCAGGUGUGCCUGACCCUGAUGUCACAUCCUACUUYGAUCCUGAGCUGUCAAGCACGUACAGAUCUCAGGGGGUUGAGGUCACAGUGAAGUACAGCCAGGGCAGCUGGACAGGAGUGCUGGGCACAGAUGUCAUCACCAUGCCCAAAGGGCUCUACGGCAGCUACAUCAUCAACAUCGCCACCAUCCUCGAGUCUGAGAACUUCUUCCUGCCUGGGGUCAAGUGGCACGGGAUCCUGGGUCUGGCCUACAAUGCCUUAGCCAAGCCCUCGAGUUCUGUGGAGACAUUCUUUGAUUCGCUCGUGAGGCAGGCGAAGAUCCCCGACAUUUUCUCCUUGCAGAUGUGCGGUGCUGGACUCCCUGUUUCUGGAAGUGGUACCAACGGAGGUAGUCUUGUCCUGGGUGGAAUUGAGCCCAGUCUGUACACGGGGGACAUCUGGUACACGCCCAUCAAAGAGGAGUGGUAUUACCAGGUUGAAAUUCUCAAACUGGAGGUKGGGGGACAGAACCUGGAGCUGGACUGCAGAGAGUACAAUGCUGAUAAAGCCAUAGUGGACAGCGGGACCACGCUCCUUCGGCUGCCAGAAAAAGUCUUCAAUGCUGUGGUGCAGGCAAUAGCUCGCACGUCCCUGAUACAAGAAUUCUCUUCUGGUUUCUGGACUGGUUCACAGCUUGCAUGCUGGGAUAGAGCUGAAAAGCCCUGGUCCUURUUUCCCAAACUCUCCAUUUACCUGAGGGAUGAGAACUCCAGUAGGUCGUUUCGGAUCUCUAUCCUACCACAGCUUUAUAUUCAACCCAUCCUCGUGAUAGGAGAUAAUUUGCAGUGCUACAGGUUUGGCAUCUCCUCCUCCACGAACGCUCUGGUCAUCGGGGCCACAGUCAUGGAAGGAUUUUAUGUCAUCUUUGACAGAGCCCAGAGGAGGGUGGGCUUUGCAGUCAGCCCCUGUGCAGAGGUUGACGGCUCCCCCGUGUCCGAGAUCGAAGGCCCUUUCACGACGGCGGACGUGGCCAGCAACUGCGUGUCCAGCGUGUCUGUGCACGAGCCGGUGCUGUGGAUCGCCUCGUACGCCCUGAUGAGCCUGUGUGGGCUCAUCCUGCUGGUGCUGAUCGUGCUGCUGCUCAUCCCGCCCCGCUGCCAGCACCGCUACACCGACAACGACGUGGUCAACGACGAGUCGUCCCUGGUGCGCCACCGCUGGAAAUGAGGGGCUGCAUCCCGAAAACUGAGACUGGAAACGGGACCAAGAACAAAGAACUCUGCCAAGGGGAAGAAGCCAACGCCUCCUCAGUCCUCUCUACAAACUGCUGUUGAAGAUCCCACCAAAUACCCUGCGUCGUGACUUUUAUAGCUUUAUUUUCUAACACCGGUUCUCAACCAAAGCACUGUUAACCACCUCUGAAGUGCUACGGUACUGGAUUUGCUACUGCAGUACAAUGAGCCUUUAUGCUCUCCACAGUACCUUCUUUAAAAAAAAAAAAAAAAUCAAAAAAGUUUUAAAAAGAUAAAAACCACACCGUGACGUUCUUCCACUGUCUGAACAAAAUUGUCAAUCUCGCUUUCACAAAAAAAAAAAGGAGCUGUCAGUAUUUUCUAACUAAUCGAGCCCUGACUGUAGAAAAAGAGAAAAAAAAAUUAAUAAUCUUUCUUAUUAAUUGCAUUAAAUGAAUACUGCUUUCUGUUUACAUCAGUUUAUUUUGAAACUGCUUAUGGUGCGGGGGAGGGAGAAAAGUCAGACUUAAGCAGCUGAGGAAAAGCAAGUGAGAUUGAGAAGAAAUGUUGGUUUGUGGUUUYUUUUCCUCAAGAUCACUGCUGCCACUCGAGAGGGUCACCCUCCCCGAGAGUUGUAACAAAAUAGUCCAAAAGUGGUGAAAACUGGGAAACAAACUUGUUCAGCCUUAGAGAAAAACAAGACUACCUCUCUUAAUUUCCAAGGAUGCUACCACUGAUGAGUGUGUGGAUUAGAAUUGGUCUUAAAGCACAAAGAUGCUCCAUACAACCAAAUGGAACUGCUUGGCUUUGAAUUUUUUGGAUUUUAUAAAAAUCAGUACUUCAUGUCUUUCCACUCUGGUGCACAAAAAAAAACAACAACAAAAAAAACCCUUUCAGUUUCCUCCCACAUGUGGGGUUUGUUGUUUUUUUUUUUUUUUUUUGAGUUUGACUGAUAUUUAGAAAAGGCUGAUCUGCGUAUGUAUGGACAGACAAGAAAGCAAGGUCUGUGUUCUGCUAUAUUUCUAGCGAGCAUGUAACAAAAAGAAAACAAAAUAAGAAAGACAACCCUGUUUUUUAAAUUUAGCUGAGCUCAGCAACCUAGAAAUUCAAGGGAGAAGUGUCUGUCUUUGUGGACAGGCUGUGAAGUGCAAGUCUUUAUGCUGGCUUGUUUUUCAGCUUGAGCAGCAGUCGGAGGUGUUCGGUUUGGCUUCACCACGKUGUCAAUCAAAUUAAAACUCUGUGUGUGUCCAGCCUGGCUGAAAAAAAACGUGGGGUGGGACUGGAAACAGUAGUGGGAGAGAGCAGGGCAAAUGUAUUUAUAUAUUUGACCAGGCUUCCAUUCUGCGAGGGCAGACCAUAAUGCUGAGGUCAGAAUGAGGUGUUUUCCUGGCAGAUAGGACAAUUUUUCUUUAUUUUCUCCAGCUGCAGGACCUCCAUGGCUUCUCUGUAACACUGGCCUAAGUGUUUGAAUUGGAAAGAUAAAGAAUGCAAGAUUGAGGAUUUUUUAAAAUAAAUUUUAAAAAUUAAAAUGAAAAAAUACUCUUUUGCAUUUUGAUAGCAGAGCAGUUUACAUAUCUGUGUGGGAAAUGAGGAAAAAAAAAAAAAAAGCAACUUAGCUCUGAAUUUCCCAAUCCCUUGCCUAGACAACUUUCUGCCCAAAAUCCCUUCAUACAGCUCUCUGAUUCACACUGCCUCUGCAUCUGACUCUGCAUSGAAUAAGGAAAGACUUUUUUUCCCUCCCCCCAGGAAUGGUGCAUUUACAGAGGUGCAUGUCAUGUGUGUGAAAAUAAAACACUGUCGGGUUUUUUUGUAGCUAACCUGUGUCGUUCACAUCAUGACUGGAAGUGCCUGUGGUUUUCAAUUCUUGCACUUUCAGAUUGUUUGGCUCAACAGAGAAAAAUAAUUGAUGCUGUGAUCCAGUGUUUGAAAAUUACUUCUCRUGGAAUUUGGAGUUGGAAACAGGAGGGAAUGUUGAAUUUGUCUCCUUCCUCUGCCUCUUAAUGUUUAAGAGGAGAAGAAUUGUGAAUUACGUUAAAUAAGCCAUAGAGCUUAGCUGUUUUCUCAGUSUAAUAUUUUCACUAUCUCUUUCUUAAUAUCUUUUAAUUAUAAUUUUGAGUUCCACCUCAUCCUCCUGGGUUUGGUCUUACACAUAACAACUUCAGAGUUGUAUUCCUGCUUUUUCUACAGUAUGGCAAUAGAAAUUAUGCUUCUGGCACUUCUUUCAAACAGAAACACAGUAUGGAUUUUGGAUGAAUACAGUGUUAAACAAUAAACCCUCUUUCRAUUCAGAAAGUAAAAACAACUUGUAUGCUCUUAAAAAGUU